UCUUCUUCUUCUUCUUUUCUUUUUCUUUUUUUGUGUUUUUGAUGUGCAUGGAUCUACAACUGGGGCUCGCUCUUUCAGCUACUCCUUACGAGCCUAGGGAGGCUUUGGGUUACAACAAUUGCAGAAGAAAACGUAGAUUUGAUCAUGAAAUACUACGCUUUGAUGAGAAUAGAGAUAUUCCCAAAACGCUGUCGCUUUUGCUUUGGACUAAGCAACCUAAUGACGACGAUGAUGACCCUGAACCUGAAGAUCUCGAACACAGCUUUUCUUCUGCCAUUUUCACGAAUGAUGAAGAGGGUUUAGUGGGGUGGCCACCGGUGAAAACCUGGAGGAAUAAGCUACAACGCCAAAUUCCCAACGGCGGAGCAGAUAACAACCACGUGGCGUCGGAGAAUGACUGUGGUGGUAACAGGGCUUCAAAUUCCACAUACGUGAAGGUAAAGAUGGAAGGAGUUGGAAUUGGUAGAAAAAUCGACAUCGGCGUCCAUCAUUCCUUUGAAACUCUUACAACCACCUUAAUGACAAUGUUCGAUAUAUUUGAUGAGAAUCGGAAGAACUUUAAACUGACUUAUCAAGACAAAGAAGGCGACUGGUUGCUUGCUGAAGAUGUUCCCUGGAGGACCUUCGUUGGCUCAAUAAAAUGCCUGAAAUUAAUUAGAAGCAGCGGAUAG
Hibiscus syriacus is the source of this 671-nucleotide messenger RNA. Its product is annotated as auxin-responsive protein IAA29-like. Gene Ontology annotation, biological process: regulation of DNA-templated transcription. The coding region runs from base 42 to 671 and encodes 209 amino acids. Gene Ontology annotation, molecular function: protein binding. Gene Ontology annotation, cellular component: nucleus. The record is from RefSeq and is a predicted model, not a curated record. NCBI's taxonomy places the organism in Eukaryota, Viridiplantae, Streptophyta, Magnoliopsida, Malvales, Malvaceae. The transcript is spliced from 4 exons.